This is a messenger RNA of Parathielavia appendiculata, 589 nucleotides long. RefSeq lists its product as uncharacterized. The record is from RefSeq and is a predicted model, not a curated record. The transcript has a single exon. The coding region runs from base 213 to 554 and encodes 113 amino acids. NCBI's taxonomy places the organism in Eukaryota, Fungi, Ascomycota, Sordariomycetes, Sordariales, Chaetomiaceae.
CGGCUCCUCGACAGGACCAUGCCCUCGCCCUAGUUUCACCCUAUUGGGCCUUGACUUUAGCCCAUAGUAGACUCGGGAGGCUCCGCCAGCCCUGGAACACGGGGGUCGCCUUGUUCAUGUUGUUUUGGUACACUUGAGCCUGGUCUACGUCGACAGUGGCAGGAGCGGUCGUCACCUCGGUGACAAAAGCUGGAUCAGUCGUCGAGUCAGGAAUGGAGGUGUGUUUGCGGCUGCAUACGGUGCUGUUACCAGGUUUGCCUUGGUGUUUGGCAACCCCACUGGAAACGUUUCCUGCCACUUACAACGCUUCAUGGUAUGUAUCGGUUGUCAGAACUCCCUUGAGGUUUGCAUCCUUCGUUGAUGCGAGGGUGACGAUUUUGCGAAUCAGCCGGCACAUGGCCACCAUCUCGUCAACUGGCAGGUCCUGUCCGUCUUCUCGCACUGCAAGGACACCGCCGAUGAUGGUUGGCGUGGCAGCGAUUGCUGGCCGGAUAUCCUUGUUGGCUAGGCCCAUCAUCAAGUGGGAAGCUACGAAGUUCCUCGUGUCGCCUUGAACGCACUCCCAGCAGCCCUUGUUGGUCUCGAGAGG